AUGAAGAGUAGUAUCAUAUUUUUUUUUUCUUUUUUUUUUGUGUACUUAUACUAUGUUUCGUGUAAUCCAUCAAAUAGUAGUACAUCAGUAAAUAAUGAUGAAGAUCAAGAAGAAUUAUAUGUUAAAAAUAAAAAAUUUGAAAAACUAAAAAGUAUAAUAUCAGGAGAUUUUGUUGGAAAUUAUAAAAAUAAUGAAGAAUUAUUAAAAAAAAAAAUCGAACAACUACAAAACAGUGAAGAAAAAAAUGUACAAGUAUUAAUUAAUGGAAAUACAAUUAUUGAUGAAAUAGAAAAAAAUAAUGAAAAUAAUGAUAACGAAGAAAAUAAUGAUAAUGAAGACAAUGAUGAUGAUGACAUUACAUAUGAAUUAGAUAUGAAUGAUGACACAUUCUCAGGACAAAAUAAUGAUUCACAAUUUGAAAAUGUUGAAGAUGAAUCAGAAGAAAAUGAACAAUCAGAAGAAGAAAAUGAACAAUCAGAAGACGAAAACGAAAAAUCAGAAGAAGAAAACGAAAAAUCACAAUCAUUUCCAUUAUUCCAAAAUUUAGGAUUAUUUGGUAAAAAUUUUUUAUCAAAGGUAAAGGGACAAAGUGAAACAGAUAAUCAAUCUGGAAAUCAAAAAGAUAUAUUAACAGAAGGACAAACACAAGCACAAGAAGCACAAGCAGGACAUGCAGUAGGAACACCAGGAGCACAAGCAGAAAGAACAUCAGGAGAACAAGCACAAUCACAAGUAGCAGCACCAGAAAAAGAAGCAGCAGUAAAAACACCAGAACAAGGAAAAAAUAAACAUACAAAAGACCCAACUAAGAAAUUAUAUAGUUUAAGCGAUGUGUUAAAUCAUGUAGUUGAUAUUACAAACAGAAAGAACGAUAUAAAUCUUGAGAAACAUAGUACAAAAUAUCCAAAUUUCAAAAAAAAGUAUGAAGAUUUUGUUUUAAAUUCUAAAGAAUAUGAUAUAAUAAAAAAUCUACUAAUGAUGUUUGGUAAAAAAGAUAAUAAUAGUAACCCUCAUGUCACUGCUAAUGAUCAUAUAAUUAAAAUUUUUGUAGAUGCCUUAGAUGAGAAGUACCAUGAACAAUUUCAAAAUUUUAUUUAUGGUAUUUAUAGUUAUGCGAAACAAAAUAGUCACUUAAAUGAAAAAAAAAUAGAAAAUGAAGCUGAAUUUAAAAAAUUCUUUGAAAAUUCAUUUAAUUUAUUAAACACAUUGUAA
Plasmodium adleri (nom. inval.) is the source of this 1212-nucleotide messenger RNA. Its product is annotated as merozoite surface protein 7. Lineage: Eukaryota; Apicomplexa; Aconoidasida; Haemosporida; Plasmodiidae. The transcript has a single exon. The record is from RefSeq and is a predicted model, not a curated record. Bases 1 to 1212 code for a protein of 403 amino acids.